AUGGGGCGUCGGUUGCUACGCGUCAGCAUGGCAACCGGUAUUUGGCACGGGGUUGCUGCUCUCGUCUUUUCUGGCAGGUGGCCAGUUCGGCUCAGCUUGGUUUGGUUUAGCUUGGCUUGGUUCAGUUCAGCUCAGCUCUGCUCUGCUCAAUUCAACUCAACUGUCUUGCUCUCUUCUCCUUGGUACAUUUCAGUUGAGUUCACCUCGGGAAAUGCGGGGUGGGGCCUGACGGAUUAUCCUGCUCGUCACCAGAGGAUCGAGAAAGCGGACAUUCUAAAUAUGUGCUACAACGUGCUUCAGGGCAUCGCCAACAUCGUCCAAGAACAGCCGAGUAAGCAAAUUCGCAUGCCGCAUACAUUUUUCACUAGAAAUAUCUGUUCAGAUGCAUGA
Molecule: messenger RNA, 390 nt
Organism: Protopolystoma xenopodis
Lineage: Eukaryota; Metazoa; Platyhelminthes; Monogenea; Polystomatidea; Polystomatidae
Source: the annotation of a GenBank genome assembly